Ectocarpus siliculosus is the source of this 561-nucleotide messenger RNA. The record is from the annotation of a GenBank genome assembly. NCBI's taxonomy places the organism in Eukaryota, Phaeophyceae, Ectocarpales, Ectocarpaceae.
AUGUUGUGUGCGUUGUUGUCCUUCGUGUACGUGAAGAAUCUUGGUGGUGUCACGUGGCGCGCAGACCUCGAGUACCUCAGGUUCGGCUGCAGGUUAAAUAUGACCUCGGAGCACACACGGCUUCCCCAACGACUAGCUGCCUUGAAGAUGUGCUGCCACUGGGAUUACCCUCUUGCACUGGUAGACUUGCCAGAGUCUUUGAAAUUCAUCCAACUGAGCGAUGCUUUCGACCAGCCGCUCGACGAGGUGCGAUUUCCUCCAGGCCUAGCCUAUCUCUACCUUGGCGACAACUUCGACCAGCCUCUGCACGACGUCAAAUGGCCGACCAAUCUGAAGGUGCUCUACUUGGGCGAUUCGUUCGAUCACUCGCUUGGCAUCCAAGAAUGGCCGGUGGGUUUGGAGUCCCUCUUCUUGGGGGGAAACUUCUCGGGGGACAUUGAUAACAUCGUCUGGCCGGACAGCUUGACGACGAUCAAAGUUGGCUGCAUCCCCUGUGAUUUUUACGACAUCAAGUGGCCUUUAGGCGGAGAUUAUUCAGGGAGAGAUUCGAGUCUAGAGUAG